CCGCAGGCAGCUGCCAGCAAGGACAAGCCCCGUGUUUUCUGUAGCCAGGGAUGAGGAAGUGGCCCCAGGGGCCUGGCUGGGUGCUGCUUCAAGGGCCUUCGCAAACCACAGUACAGGUGGUCUUCCUGCACUGCAGAUGGGAGCUGUGGGAGCUGCUGGAUCCUUCAUGGUCAAGUGACAUCAUAAGCUUAUAUGACACACACAAGCCUCAGGACUUGGCCCAUGGCACUGGAGCAGGUCAUCAGGCCCAGCAGACUAGAGCUGUGUUCUCACAGGGCCCACCACCCUUCCACUUCCUUGGCCAUUGACACCUGUGUCCCUGACCCAGCUGCUCCCAGGUACCCCCCAAAGCAGCUGGCACAUCCCACCUCCGGUGUGGCCUGGGCUGCUAUGUGUCCGCAGGGCCUGCCCCAUCUGUUCUAGCUUGUUUCUCCUGUCUGAACCAGCGCCUACUCCAAGAAGCCUCUGCUCAGCCCAGCCUCUGGGAAGCCUUGGUGGUCGGUGGUGUAGUCAUCGUGGGAUGCAGAACAAAAACCUGCAAGAACAAAACUCUGUGGCUUCGUCUGGUGCAGGGUAUUUAGUUAAUGUUUGCUGAGGUCCUGUCUGGUUCUGGCGAAUGGACAGGGGUCGUCCACCCAUUCUUUCCCUGCUCUGCUGUCCGUACCAGGGGAGACGGGGGCCUGCUGGCCGAGGAGGCAGCUCCUGCUGCCUGCUGUCCUUAGGUCCGUGCAGGGACCCCCUUUCUCUGAGCAGGAUGGGGAUCAGUCUGCCAGAGGGAUGUGGUGGACAGGCCCAGCCAGGUAAAAAUUUCCCCCAGUUGCUGAAAGCAUUUGGGGCGGGGCAUGCCACUUGAGCUCCCUAAAUGUGUCUCAUAGGUGACACUGCUCCAGGGCCCCCCAGGGGCCUCUCCCUUCAGAGCUGCCUAAGUUCUGGUCACUUCAGAGAAAUGGAGCACUCCCUUCUCCCUGGUCCAGGUGUGGACAGCCAGACCCUUGGCACACCUAGCACACCUGGCAUGGCUGGUAAUUUCAGAAAGAAAAGGGGCCGGGGUCCAGUGGGAAGCAGUGGCGAACUCCUCAUGCGUGGGCUUUGCGAUCCCUCCCCCUGCCACGGCAGAGCUGCCCUCAGCACAGCCUUCCUCCCCUUGCCCCUAGCCCCGAAGGCUGUGCUCUGUGCCUUCAGUGGUAUUUGGUUUUGGCUGCUACUGGCUUUGUUCCAAAGAGGAUCUGGAAGUCGCUUCGCCUGUGUGGAGCGUGGAGCACUGUGAGUCAGAUGAGGGAAGUAGCCAGGGGGAGGUGAGUACCAGGCAGAGCCGCCACAGAAGGCACUGGGUAGGGGCCUUGCCUCCACGUGAUGUGACACGGCCAGCCGAGGACAGAGGAAGCCCCGUUCCUGGGGGUGUGGGGUGCACCCCUCAGGGAAGCCUGCAGUGGGGCCCGAGGAAAGGCGUUCUCCGCGAGCCCACGAGUCUGCUCUGUGAGCACCGUGACAGUGCCCGUGGGCAGAGGUGGGCCCGGCCUCGUGUCGUCACCAGGACCUCUUUUGGGAAACCACGUGGUCAUCCCUUGUGGGUCCCCCGGCUUCUGCAGUCCCAGUGGCCUGGCUGCCUGUUGGGCAAGUGGCUUGAGCCGCCCAGAGGGCCCAGCCCUGUUGGCAGCCACGUCCUCUGGAGGCCCUGCCGGUGGGGCUGGCUUUCUCUACCCCACACCAGGCCUCCAAGUAUACUGGUCGGGGGUGUCUGGGCCCUGGGUGGGCCCCAUGGACCUGUGAGGUCAGGGUCGGGGCAUCCCUGGAGGCAGAGGGCUUAAAAUUGUGGGUUUGGGUUCCCCUUGUGUGCACAGGCCCCCGCCCUCUGCACUUCAUCAGGCAGCUGGCCCCAAAACUGCUCGGACAGGCUGGUCCUGAGGUGGAUCCUGGCCCCUGUACCCUCCGGAGAGCCCACCUGCCCAACCUCCCACCCUGCCCCAGUGGCAGCAGUGUCGGCCACAUCCUUCCCUUCCUGGCCUCAAUUGCUCUGGGGAAGUCCAGGCUCCUGAGCCUGCCCAGGGGCCCCCAUGAUUUGGGCCCAGGACUCCACGUGGUUCUCUGCCUUCACCCAAGCCCUGAACUCCUCGGCUGCCAAAUCCCCCGCCAUCUGCACAGGCUGUGCUCACCACGGCUGCUCCUGAAAGGUGCCCCUCGGUGGGACGCCCACCUCCUCUCUGGGCUUCUGUGUUUAGGAGCCCUGCUGCCCCCUCCCUUGGUCAGUCCCCGUGUCCUCCUGGCCUGUCAGGCAGGGCAGAAAAGCCACCCAGAAAUGCUGAGUGGGAUGAGAGUCUGGCGGGGCCCAGCCUCAUUAUUUAGAAGGGAUAGAGGCCUAGGCGGCAUGCUCCUAGCCUGAGCACAGCAGGGCCCUGCCUGCAUGCCAGGUCUCCACCAGGGACAGCUGCUGCCGAGGCCUGACCUGCCCCUUCUCCCUCAGGUGCCGCUGGUUGCCCAGCCCCUGGCCCUAGGAGACCCCGAAGCGACCAAGGGUCCCAGCAGGCCACGCAGCUGUGCCAAGGCGCCUGGAGCAUGGCGGCGGCCGAGGGGCCCGGCUACCUGGUGUCUCCCCAGGCGGAGAAACACCGGCGGGCCCGCAACUGGACCGACGCCGAGAUGCGCGGCCUCAUGCUGGUCUGGGAGGAGUUCUUCGACGAGCUCAAGCAGACCAAGCGCAACGCCAAGGUGUACGAGAAGAUGGCCAGCAAGCUCUUCGAGAUGACCGGCGAGCGCAGGCUGGGCGAGGAGAUCAAGAUCAAGAUCACCAACAUGACCUUCCAGUACAGGAAAUUAAAAUGCAUGACAGAUAGCGAGUCCGCCCUGCCCGACUGGCCCUAUUACCUAGCCAUUGAUGGGAUUCUGGCCAAGGUCCCCGAGUCCUGUGAUGGCAAACUGCCGGACAGCCAGCCGCCGGGGCCCUCCACAUCCCAGACCGAGGCGUCCCUGUCGCCGCCCGCUAAGUCCACCCCUCUGUACUUCCCGUAUAACCAGUGCUCCUAUGAAGGCCGCUUCGAGGACGAUCGCUCCGACAGCUCCUCCAGCUUACUGUCCCUUAAGUUCAGGUCGGAGGAGCGACCGGUGAAGAAGCGCAAGGUGCAGAGCUGCCACCUGCAGAAGAAGCAGCUGCGGCUGCUGGAGGCCAUGGUGGAGGAGCAGCGCCGGCUGAGCCGCGCCGUGGAGGAGACCUGCCGCGAGGUGCGCCGUGUGCUGGACCAGCAGCACAUCCUGCAGGUGCAGAGCCUGCAGCUGCAGGAACGCAUGAUGAGUCUGCUGGAGAGGAUCAUCACCAAGUCCAGCGUCUAGGCCAGCAGGUGGCGGCGGCGGGGCCGGGCCACCCAGGGCAGGCCACUCAGGCCAGGCGGGCAAGGGGGCCGCCCCGUGAGAGGAGACCGCCUUCCACCUGGCCUCUGGUGGGAUGUCCCUUCCGAGGUGUGUUUUGAGGAACCCCCAGGCCCUGGGGACCGUGAGGCUCCAGUCUCCAGCAUGAACGCCCUUCCUCAGACACAGGCCAGGGCCUCUGGGGGUCACUCUGAGUAAGAACAUCCUAGAGCCACUCUCCAGUGUCGUUACUAUCAAUAAUACUUGACAUGGCUUUGAUAUUAAAUGUAUACUUUUUCAUUCUUGCCUGGACCGCACGGUUUGCUGUUGCUGACUUGGUGAGGAUGCCCUGAUGGAUGGAUCCCAAAAAUGAAAGCAGGUGCAAAUGGGGCGGGGCAGGCUGGAGCUGGGGGGAAAGCUCUCUCCUGAAGGGAACCUGUGUCCUUCCUCACCAGGACCUCUGCGUCUGUCCUUACAUGGCCUCCCACACCUGGUGAAAACCCCGGGGAGCCUUCCGGGAGGCUUUUAUUCAGCUCUGUUUGGAGCAUCAGGUGUUUCUACUGCCUCCUUAGCAAUGACACCAAUAAAAGCCGUAACACCUGCUCGCAUGCA
Molecule: messenger RNA, 3951 nt
Organism: Chlorocebus sabaeus (green monkey)
Lineage: Eukaryota; Metazoa; Chordata; Mammalia; Primates; Cercopithecidae
Source: RefSeq, a predicted model, not a curated record